UUCUAAAAGUUUUGUAUUUGUGUGAUCAGAUCCUAGCACAGAAGUUAUUGCACUAUCACCAACAACCCUAAUGGCAACGAACCGAUGUGUGUGUGAGAUCUGCAACAAAGGGUUUCAAAGGGAUCAAAACCUUCAGUUGCAUCAUCGAGGCCAUAACCUUCCAUGGAAGCUCCGGCACAGAACCACCACUGAGGUUAGGAAAAAGGUCUACAUAUGUCCCGAGCCGACGUGUGUUCACCACAACCCAGCUCGGGCGCUAGGAGAUCUCACCGGCAUUAAGAAGCACUUCAGCCGGAAACAUGGGGAGAAAAAAUGGAAAUGUGACAAGUGCUCCAAGAAAUAUGCAGUGCAGUUAGAUUGGAAGGUGCAUCAGAAGACCUGCGGCACAAGGGAGUAUAAAUGUGACUGUGGAACCAUCUUUUCUGAGGAACUUCAUAUGAUGUCUUAUGCAACUUCUUUAGCUUCUACUUCUAAUUCCUCCAGGAGAUCAUCCAGGAGUUCUGUAACAAUGCUGAUGACUGAGAACAAUGAAUUGAGAAUGAAUUGGGACAACUGUUAUUGUCAUUAGUUUUUAUUAUUGU
Molecule: messenger RNA, 581 nt
Organism: Malus domestica (apple)
Lineage: Eukaryota; Viridiplantae; Streptophyta; Magnoliopsida; Rosales; Rosaceae
Source: RefSeq, a predicted model, not a curated record